Molecule: messenger RNA, 638 nt
Organism: Rhagoletis zephyria (snowberry fruit fly)
Lineage: Eukaryota; Metazoa; Arthropoda; Insecta; Diptera; Tephritidae
Product: alanine aminotransferase 2-like
Source: RefSeq, a predicted model, not a curated record
AAUAGAAAAUGUGUACAACCAAAACGGCGAAAAGUAUACAAACACAAUGAAAAGAUGCAUUUAUUCUGCUCAACUUAAGCUCUUUUAUUCUUACAUACAUAUCUCUUGACUCUUUCACUAUAACUUCUUUUUGUUCUUUUCAUCUUUUCUCUGUUUGUUUUCUAGCCAAUUAUACUAACAACAACUUCCAGCCCCACUAAACGUAACAACAGCACCAGCGCCAACCUCCACUAAAUACACAAUAGCAAAAUUUACCAAUUUCAAUUCCCAUAACAACAACUUUAUAAAAACCAAAACAAACAGGAAGAGGACAAACACAAAAGCAAAAAGCAGCCGCAAACAUGAAUCGCAUCAGUACUGCCGUGUAUCGCCAUUGGAAUGCGUCAUUAGUGAACAUUUCCCAGGCGAAUACUAGCCGGAGUUGUCGACUUGCAGCAGUGUCCUUAAUCAACGGCAAACGUGAAAUGUCAACGACAUCGUCGCAAAACGCCGCUACAGCGGAAAAAUGUCUGUCGCUGGACAACAUCAAUCCUCAAUUCAUUGAAUUGGAGUAUGCUGUGCGCGGACCGCUGGUCAUACGUGCUGGCCAAAUUGAAAAGGAGUUGGCGCAGGUAAGUGGUGUCCUGAGUGUCAAAUGA